AGUCACAGCAUAGUAUAUAAAAUAUGUAAAAGUCAUAGUACCGCAUUUCGUAAAAAGUCAUAAUAUAGUCUGUCGAAAAAAUAAAAAAAAGUCAUGGUAUAGUUAAUUACUUCUCCACAGGUGUUACUGGAACAGAGUUUGAAUUCCCAACUGUUGCGUUGUCAAAGCUGUUAUAAAUAGAUGGUGUGGAGGGAAACCAGAGUCAGAGCAGACAGCACCUUAAUACCCAACCCCUUACUCUGUAACCACCUAAUGUAUGCUGCAAACACUGGACAGGUACAAAUUUUAAGAUUUCAAAACUGUGAAAAUUUGCCUUCUAAUCAUGGAUAAUGUUUCUGUUGUAAGAGUUUUCACUCUCUCAGGGAUAAACGAAACAAUGAAUUACAGAAUCGCUAUCUUUUCAAUCACUUUACUGUAUUACUGUCUGAUUUUGUUUGCCAAUAUCACCGUCAUUAUGAUCAUCAUCUUCGAUGAAAACCUGCACGAACCUAUGUACAUCUUAUUGUGCAGUUUUUGCAUGAAUGGACUUUAUGGGACCACAGGUUUCUACCCCAAAUUCCUCGUAGAUCUGUUGUCUUCUUCUCCCCAAAUCUCAUAUGAAGGAUGUCUUUUACAGGCUUUUGUCAUGUACUCAUUUGCUUGCUGUGAAUUAUCCAUUCUAGCAGUUAUGGCUUACGACAGAUAUCUGGCUAUAUGUCGACCACUUCACUACCUUUCUAUCAUGACUAAGAGGAGGCUCUCUGGGCUGAUAUGUUUCUCCUGGCUAACACCUUUAAGCAUUUUCUCCAUCAUUAUUUUUGUGACAUCUACACUGAGGUUAUGUGGUUCAAAAAUUCAGAAACUGUUUUGUGCGAACUGGAUAAUUGUUAAACUUGCUUGCUCUGACAGUGUUUCAAGUGAUAUCCUCUCAUAUGCAACCAUUAUCAUUUAUGUGCUUCACGGGUUUUUCACUGUUUGGACUUAUAUGCAUAUUAUUAGAACUUGUGUGCGGUCCAAAGACGACAGGGUAAAGUUUAUGCAGACAUGUGUGCCCCAUUUAGUCUCUUUAAGCACAUUCCUCGUUGUAAUAGUUUUUGAUUUGAUGUAUAUGCGAUUUGGCUCCACAGAUUUACCUCAAAGCCUUCAAAACUUCAUCGCUAUAGAAUUUCUGCUUAUUCCUCCUAUGAUGUAUGAUGAAUCCUCUAAUAUAUGGAUUUAAACUGACCAAAAUACGAAACAGAAUUUUAGGUUUAGUGUAUGUUGAAAGAAAAAUGACCUCUUCCAUUAAAUGUCAACUCUAAUUUAUGUAUUCUUAUUUUAUUUUAUUUAACAGGGACAAUACAGAUAAACAUGGUUUCAUAGGAGUAAGUAAUGAAACAGAUGUGAUGUUUUGUCUUUUUUAAACAAUUUAAUUUAAUGUGAAAAAGACAAAUUCUAUGUAUUUGCUUCAAGAUAUGUUAUGAUGUUUUCCUGAAAAUGUCUGCAGAAUGUCCCAGAUUGUGUUUAUGAGGACUGCAGGCCUCAAUAUAUGCUUACUAACAAAGCGUUUAAUUUAUCAAUUUAGAUAAUUUGAUUUGUAUGCUAUAUGUAAUGUGAAUGAAUAUAUGUGUUUUGUUCUGCUCUUGUAACGCAAUUAGUGUUUUGUAAGCCAAGAAAUUAGUUGCACUACAUCAUAUCAUAUCAUAACAUACACACACUAGGGAUGUCACAAGAACCGAUACUUCGGUACCAAGUCGAUGCAAAAUUCAAAAAAAGUGACGGUACUUUUUUUCUACAUUAUAUUUAAUCUCUUUAUUCAAUUUUGGCUUUGCCGUGCUGU
Sebastes umbrosus (honeycomb rockfish) is the source of this 1798-nucleotide messenger RNA. RefSeq names its product olfactory receptor 6C1-like. Gene Ontology annotation, biological process: G protein-coupled receptor signaling pathway. Bases 323 to 1198 code for a protein of 291 amino acids. Lineage: Eukaryota; Metazoa; Chordata; Actinopteri; Perciformes; Sebastidae. Gene Ontology annotation, molecular function: olfactory receptor activity; G protein-coupled receptor activity. The record is from RefSeq and is a predicted model, not a curated record. Gene Ontology annotation, cellular component: membrane. The transcript has a single exon.